Messenger RNA from Trichechus manatus latirostris (Florida manatee), 7456 nucleotides. RefSeq names its product actin binding LIM protein 1 (gene ABLIM1). The transcript has 22 exons. Gene Ontology annotation, molecular function: actin filament binding. Lineage: Eukaryota; Metazoa; Chordata; Mammalia; Sirenia; Trichechidae. The record is from RefSeq and is a predicted model, not a curated record. Gene Ontology annotation, biological process: lamellipodium assembly; cytoskeleton organization; cilium assembly. The coding region runs from base 432 to 2399 and encodes 655 amino acids. Gene Ontology annotation, cellular component: actin cytoskeleton; stress fiber.
GCAAUCAUUUAUCAGACCCUGGGAGGGGGCCAAGGCUCAGGAGCAUUUGGAUGCCGCUUUUCCCUGGGCCUGGCGUGAGGAAUGCAAGGUGGUGUCAGUGACCAGAGAUUAGGACAGUGGAAUUUUGCAUUUGUUACAACAGCAGCUGGAGCGAGUGGUGGCGGCUCCACAGCAGCGUCCCCGAGCAGGGCGCGGCCGCCACUCGGCGGAGCGCGCGCGGGGCGCGAUCACGGUUCCGGCGGCGGGCGAGCCCCGGACCCGGCCCUCUGAGACCGGGGCGGGAUUCUAGAAAGCAGCCCGGGACUUCGCCAGUCGAUGCCGGCGCUUGUCCUCGCAGCCUCCGCACCCGCCGAUCUGUCUGCCAAGGCGCCCUUCAACUCAAGAGUUUAUUCUCGUUUCUUUCAGUCCUGCUCGGCAAAGGAUCAGUUGCCAUGGUGAAGGAGAAAGUUGCCCCCCCUCAGGACGCUGCCCCUCCAUCAGAGAAGCCAGUCAUUCACUGCCAUAAGUGUGGGGAGCCGUGCAAGGGUGAAGUGCUUCGAGUCCAGACCAGGCAUUUCCACAUCAAAUGUUUCACCUGCAAAGUGUGUGGCUGUGACCUGGCACAAGGGGGCUUCUUCAUCAAGAACGGGGAGUACCUCUGCACCCUGGACUACCAGCGGAUGUAUGGGACAUGCUGCCAUGGCUGUGGGGAGUUCGUGGAAGGAGAGGUGGUGACUGCUCUGGGCAAGACCUACCACCCCAACUGCUUUGCCUGUACUAUCUGCAAGCGCCCGUUUCCACCCGGAGACCGAGUCACAUUCAAUGGGAGAGACUGCCUUUGUCAACUCUGUGCCCAGCCGAUGUCCUCCAGCCCUAAGGAAGCCACCUGCUCCAGCAAUUGCGCUGGCUGUGGAAGAGACAUCAAGAAUGGGCAGGCGCUGCUGGCGCUGGAUAAGCAGUGGCACCUGGGGUGCUUUAAAUGCAAGUCCUGCGGAAAAGUCCUCACCGGGGAGUACAUCAGCAAGGAUGGUGCUCCGUACUGCGAGAAGGACUACCAGGGGCUCUUUGGGGUAAAAUGUGAAGCCUGUCACCAGUUCAUCACAGGAAAAGUCCUGGAGGCAGGUGACAAGCAUUACCACCCCAGCUGUGCACGAUGCAGCAGAUGCAACCAGAUGUUCACAGAAGGAGAGGAAAUGUAUCUUCAAGGUUCUACCGUUUGGCAUCCCGACUGUAAGCAGUCUACCAAGACAGAGGAAAAGCUGCGGCCUACCAGGACCUCCUCUGAGAGUAUUUAUUCUCGACCCGGCUCCAGUAUUCCUGGCUCACCAGGUCAUACUAUCUAUGCAAAAGUAGACAAUGAAAUCCUGGAUUACAAGGAUUUAGCAGCCAUUCCCAAGGUCAAGGCAAUUUAUGAUAUUGAACGUCCAGAUCUUAUUACCUAUGAGCCUUUCUACACUUCGGGCUAUGAUGAUAAACAGGAGAGACAGAGUCUCGGAGAGUCUCCAAGGACUUUGUCCCCUACUCCAUCAGCAGAAGGCUACCAGGAUGUUCGGGAUCGGAUGAUCCACCGAUCCACUAGUCAGGGCUCCAUCAACUCCCCUGUGUACAGCCGGCAUAGUUACACUCCAACCACAUCUCGUUCUCCGCAGCAUUUUCACAGGCCUGGCAAUGAGCCGUCCAGCGGCCGGAACUCCCCUCUCCCUUACCGGCCAGACAGCCGCCCUCUAACUCCAACUUACGCUCAGGCCCCUAAACAUUUCCAUGUUCCAGAUCAAGGGAUCAACAUUUACCGAAAACCACCCAUCUACAAACAGCAUGGAACUGAUAUGAGACGCAGAUCUAGUGGCAGAGAGGAAGAUGAGGAGGAACUUCUGAGACGCCGGCAGCUUCAAGAAGAGCAGUUAAUGAAGCUCAACUCAGGCCUGGGGCAGUUGAUACUGAAAGAAGAGAUGGAGAAGGAGAGCCGGGAAAGAGCAUCUCUCUCAGCCAGUCGCUAUGAUUCUCCCAUCAACUCAGCUUCACAUGCGCCAUCAUCUAAAACCUCAUCUCUCCCGGGCUAUGGCAAAAAUGGGCUUCACCGGCCUGUUUCCACAGAGUUUGCUCAGUAUAACAGCUACGGGGACGUCAGUGGUGGAGUCCGAGACUACCAGACCCUCCCGGAUGGCCACAUGCCUGGAAUGCGGAUGGACCGAGGAGUGUCCAUGCCCAACAUGUUGGAACCAAAGAUCUUUCCAUACGAAAUGCUCAUGGUGACCAACAGAGGGCGCAACAAAAUCCUAAGAGACGUGGACAGAACCAGGCUGGAGCGCCACCUGUCCCCGGAAGUGUUUCGGGAAAUCUUUGGAAUGUCCAUACAGGAGUUUGACAGGUUACCUCUUUGGAGACGCAACGACAUGAAGAAAAAAGCAAAACUCUUCUAAGUCCCGCACAUAGACAGCAAUUAGCAAAAGGAGUGACAAUGGCGGGGACACAUAGGAUGUUGUAUUAAGGCCCAAAACUUGAUUGGAGAGUUUGCAAACUACUGUCUCUCAGCAACAAUAAAAGGGAAAAAUCUGAUUAGAACACCCAUGAGCCGACUCUUGGGCCAACCAUCAGCAGCACUUGCCAAGAAGCAAUGGGGUAGAAAUUUCUAUGUUCUCAAACUCACCAGUAAUGUUCACACGUGACCUUUGACAUGGCCCUGCAUACACAGCAGGAGCUACUUUCUUCUUUUGUUUUCCUUUAACUUGCUCAACCAUAGCCCUGACUGUAAGGAUAAGAGCCAGCAAGUGCCCUUAGGAUGCCGCAUAAGAAAAACAAAACAAAACAGUUGUAAGAAUUCCGAAGUAUGAAUAUUUAUUCUGUAGCAGGGUGGCUAAGAAGAGAGACCCCCAGGACCUAUCCAUGUGGCCACAGCCAUUCUGCACCAGCCUUUCCUUAGGGCCUCAUGCAGCUCCGCCCACGCUCAGCGGGAAUGGACAUCGCAGCCUAGCAGCUGGGCAACUCUGUUUUUGAGUUUCAGCAAAAGUUGUUUUUAACAAGCUCCUUGUUCUCUACUACCUGCUAGGACAUGGUUAGCAAAGGACUUGGCUUUUUUUUUUGAAGAGAAAGAAAAGGAAAACCUCCUUUAACAUUUUUCUGCUGAAGAUAGCGUGCUUAAUUCUUCCUCCCCGCCAAGAACAAGGAGAUAUCUUGGGUCACCUUUGCAAAGAAAGGAAAGGGAAAGAUUUGCUCCAGACUGGCCAGGUGGCGUGCUGUUCAGUGACACUUGCAGCCAUGUCUGCCCAGGGGCCGCAUCACUCUUGGCAAAAAAAAAAAAAAAGUUUGGUGUCCUAGCAACGCACGCACGUUCUCCAGCCCAGCCCCUCUCCUCUGUAUCUGGCGUCCUGCGAAUCAGAUCAAGCCCAACGCUGAUCUUGUUUUUGAAGGUCAGUUCAGUAAUAGGCUAGGGAAAGGCACGUUUUUCUCUUUUUCAAUCCCUGCAACUCCAAAGUAGAUUGCUUCAAACUGAUUUAAUUUGGCCUUUCCAUCUUGCCUAGCCGUGUGUGUGUGCGUGUGCGCACAUAUGCUUUUUAGUCUCAUUUCUGCUUGAAUGUUUGUCCCACUGUGCUGAACCUUCUUAGCGACAUCUGCAUAGACGCAGUGCACCCAACUCAAAGAUUUGGAUGAAGCUACAUUGCCCAUGCCCGACACCACCUCCUUCACAGAAGGGCGUUGGUGCUUAGCAGCCAUGCACAAAGGUAGCUAAUGUUGGUAUCAGACUGAAGACGAUAGACCAGGCUGUGUGUGGGGAUCAGAGCCUCUCACCUGAGUCUUCAAACUCAGCAACACAAGAUUCAAGUCUGAGCCUAAGAUUUCACCAGCACACGUAUAUAAGACCGCAGUGUGAUUCCUGAAGGCAUCUCACUGUGACUCAAAUAGGAAGCGAGCCAGAUGAGGGAGGGUCUCUCCAACUCCACAUACAGAAGGAGAAAAGACACAUUUAUUCUCAUGCUUGGAGCUCUGCUUAGGAAUUGAAAGCUCUAUUUUAAAGCCAAAGGAGAAAGCAUUUGAAUUCAUCUGCAUCAGUCACAUAAUAAAAGCUCAGAAAUUCUUCCUGCUGGCACCAAGUAUUAGGAUUGCUAGCUGUCUAUCUGAUGCUGAUGGUAAAAAGCAAGUAGAAUAUUUCCGGAACCUGAGCUGCAACCUACAACUGGCAGCACACGUCCGCGCGCUGGGUGCUGGAGCGGAUGCUCAUUGCUUUGCCGCAUUCUCCUGUCUGCUUGCAGGAGGAAUCAACGUUUGCUUGCCUUUGCAGUGCUAUGCACUGAAUGUUUGAGGACCGUUCUCACACAUACACGUAUAUGUGUGUGUUCAGGCAUAUGCACAUAUUGGAUGGGGUGGUGCUGAGGAGGUGAGACCAGCCCCUGCUGGACCCGAGGUCCAGCUGCAGUUCGCAGCAUUGCCUCUAUGUAUCGUUUGCCUCUUGCUUCGUCGGAUAUUUUCACUCUCCCAUCUUCUCUCUGACCUCUCCUACAUUGGCAGCCUUGGCCCGAAGCCUGUGUGUCCCGUCCUUGGGUUCCUGCCCUUCAGGCUCCUUGUGAUGUGUGAGGGUAUAGGAGUAGGGACCACUCUACCCUAGCCUGUCCCCGCUGCGGUCAUUUACAGUGGCGGCUGAGGGGGUCCCAGCACUCAGCCGGCAGAGGAGUUCUUUUCAUUAUGCAGACACCAGCGGGCCCCGAAGGUUUCCACUGAUGAAGGAGGUCUGACUCAAGCAUAACUUUGCAGAUCAAAUGUCAGUGUAGGAAAACUCAAGGUAUUUGGGAAACAUGGGCGCAAUCAGGUGGUUUUGCUAAAAUUCCUGCCCAUUGGUCUGUUAGUAGCUGUGUCCUAGGAUCAGGACAUUAGUCUAAAAAAAGGGCCAACUCUGCUUAUGUGGCAGAGACCCUGAGUUAAGGGGCCUGCCUAAGACGGCAGUGAUAGUGAGAAGAGCUAAACUCUAAGGCUGUUCCCAUUAAUGAAACUACUUUUCUUGUUUCUUUUGAACUGAGUUCUGUAUCCAAGGGUGGGGGGGCGGGGAGGAGGGAAGACUUGGCUCCAUAUCAAGCAUACUAACUAAACUACCCCGUGCAAAAACGCAUUGUUAGAAAAUACCAGUAGCCUCCUGUCUCCAAGCCAAGCAGUGCUCUGCUUUGGGGAGAGGACAUCGGACACCAGAAUGCAGAGUGGGCUCCAGCUGGGAGAACAGGUCACGGGCAGCCUGGUUCUCCUAACCACCGGAUCAAAUGUAUGGGCUGCAGUUCCCUCUCUGUGAUGUUACCCCAGGCUCAGCAUGCGUGUCCUCAAAAUGUCCAGGACACAGUACAGAAGAUUCAUGUUCUCAGCUUGAACCCUGCCCGACACUGCCCUUGACAUUCAGAUAAUGAACACAGGUUGGCGGGGGUUGUUCACUCUGAGGAGGAAUUCUGUGCACAUCGAGCUUCCUCGGUGCGUAUAUAAAGGGCUACAUUCUUGAGCAUUUGAUGUACCUGUGCCUCUUUAAGAUCACACCGAUUGUAAAAAGUAAAAGUGAAAGAGGCAUACACAAGAUGUGAAAGUCAGUGCUUCCAAGUUUCUUCCAGAAAAGCCAGAAUAUCAUUUAAUCUUCCCAUGUUAUUUAUUAUAUGAAUAGCAUUUGGAAACUUGUGCAGCUAUGCAUCUGCGUUUGGCUUUGGGGUGAGUUGUGAGGUGUUCUUAAUAUGAUUUCUUUGAAAAUUAAAGAUAGUCUAUUCUCUGAAACCUCAAACAGAAAAGCUAGAGUUAGUGGGUAAAAGGUGUAAAAAAGCAAAAACAAGCUGGCCUCCCUUGCCUCCCCCACCUCCCCGCUUCUCCUGAAGUCUGCUGUUUCCCAGUCAAGUUUCCUCUUGAAGUGAAGGCUGCAACAAUUCUUUUUUCACUCUCUUCCUCCCCUUCUCAGUCUGGUCGUAUCAAUCGACUUGGAGUGGUGGAGCUGGUAACGUUUCUAAAACUUUCACCUAAUUUCAUUACACUUUGAAGCAAACACCUUUUUCUAAACAGUUGCUUCCUAGAUGAUUAUGUAAAAUAUGUACACUUAUGCAAAUUUAAAAAAAAUCAACCACUUUUGAGUACUUAGGUCUUUUUAAAAACUAUGAAAAACAAACUUGAUGCCAGCCUUCACUGACGUUUUGACGUGGCAGGCGGCUGCACCAGGCUCUGUGCUUACAGCGCCUUAUCCGAUGGUCAUGAAGGACAGUGGAAGCAAAAUGAACUCUGCAUCAUCAACCCCUCUCUGCCCUCCAAAGCAAACUCGGUUUUUAUAAAUCACCUCUUUGUAUUUCUAGAAACUAUUUCAUCUGUACUUCCAAUGCCAACACUGAUUGUAUUUGAUUUUUAAAAUUGUUUUCUUUUGAGGAGCCAAGUGUUUGUCAGUAUGCCCUAAAAGGCACUCUUCAUUGUUCCCUUUCGAAGCACUUUCUGUCCAGAAAAAGAUAUUUAGGGCUUGAGAUUUGCAAUGAUACCAUCUUACGGUGAUAAUAUACGUUAUGGGAGCUACAUUGUGAUGAGAGAGAAACCUUUCUGUUUGGCAUUUUUUAAAACAAUUGCUAUCUUUCCAUCUGCUGGCCAGGAAGCAGUGGAGAGAUGGUGACCGAUAUGCUUGGCAUAUGGAUUUUUAUAUUUUCAUUUGGUCCAGUUUAAUUUACAGUAAACUCAAAUGAACAAAGAAGUGGGGGGCGGGGGGGUAGUCUGUUUAAGCUGCAAGAAACUUUCUUAACAAUGUGUGUCUACACUGCAAAAUUAAAUGACCCCAGCCUUUUCUGAAGCUUAGUGUAAUUGAGUGUGACUGUUAUCAUUAAAUAAGAUUCUUCCCAAAAGUGUCUCUUGCGAGAGUGAAAUACCCAUGAGUCACUUCUGGAACCUGUUGACCCAAGGUGGAAGGAGAUGAUACUGUGUGUGUUGACUCAGAAAGGUGGUAAGCCACUAAAUGACUGUAUUUGCAUCUGUUGCUUUACCUUACGGAAAAGAAGACAAUUGUUCACAAAAAUGUUCUUUCUGGGUUGUUAUGUACAGACGUGUCCUCUCAUCAUGUGUGAUACCUGUGAGUCACUGACAGCACUCCAUCAAAGCUCUUACAGGUCUUUCAUUUUAAGUGGAAUUUGUGGAUUUUUGUUUUUGUUUUGUUUUGAAGUUUGGAAGGCAUACAGUUCUUCUCUCCCUCCCUCCCCUUUCGAAAUAUGAAAGCAAAUAUUUGCAAGAACCCCAUUUUAAAAGCUGUGUCGUGUCCCCUGUGGAAGUGAGUGGUUGUCCAUCUGCACCCUGAGUACCACGUGCUUGUCUGCAGGGGAGGAGGUAGCCUGCCGGGCUCCAGGUUGCUGUGCUUUACAACCCCUCACCUGCCCACGCUCCUGCAAGCAGCACUUCACUGCACUCCUAUGCCACUGUACUAGGCAUCACUGUUGUACUCAGAGCAACGCAAUGAAUAAAGUUGUGCGCUUUAUUCGUAAACGCCUCCACUCCGUGU